Aspergillus luchuensis is the source of this 870-nucleotide messenger RNA. RefSeq lists its product as uncharacterized. The coding region runs from base 1 to 870 and encodes 289 amino acids. NCBI's taxonomy places the organism in Eukaryota, Fungi, Ascomycota, Eurotiomycetes, Eurotiales, Aspergillaceae. The record is from RefSeq and is a predicted model, not a curated record. The transcript has a single exon.
AUGACCUCCCCACCAUCCACAAUGGCAACCACAACCACCACCUCCAACCCCACCCCAACAAUGACCUUCUACGACAUCGCCAUGCGGCCCCCAGUAACCCGCAACGCCGCUGCGGUAAACCCCUGGAAAGCGCGCCUGGCCCUUAACUUCAAAAACGCCCCCUACUCCACAACGUGGGUCAAGCUCCCCGAAGUAUCCAAAGUCCGCCGCAGCCUGAACCUCCCCGCAUGUCGCAAAUUCGCCGACGGUAGCGACUUCUACACCCUCCCCAUCCUCUCCGACCCUACCACAAACUCCCUCAUCGGCGACUCCUUUGAUAUCGCCGUCUACCUACAAAAGACCUAUCCCGCUUCUGGAGACGGGGAUCUCUUCCCUCCACAGAACCUGGAUUACGAGCUGAAAGAGGAGCUGAAGGUGCUGGUACCGCUAUCGGAGCGAAACGAUACCGAGUAUGCGGAUUACGCAAGGUUCAAUAAUAAUGUCGACGCGGCGUUUAGUGUGCACACUUUGUUGAUGGUGCAGAAGAUGCCGUUUGAUCCGGAGACGGCGGAGGAGAGUAAGGCGGAGUUUGUUCGGCGGGCGGGGUUUAAGUCGUGGGAUGAUUUUGCUCUUGACGGGGAGAAGAGGGAGCAGGUGUUGAGUUCGUUCCGGGAUAUGCUUGGGGACUUGGCGAAGAUGUUUGAGAGGGACACUAGUGGGCCGUUUUUGCUGGGGCAGAGGCCUAGUCAUGCCGACUUUAUUGUGGGUGGGUGGUUGAGGAUGUCGAGGGUUACGUUGCCGUCGACGGAGUGGGAGCAGUUGAGGGGGUGGCAUGGAGGUGUUUUUGGGAGGUUGCACGAUGCGUUGGAUGUUUAUGCUGAGGUAAAAUAG